Cucurbita pepo subsp. pepo (vegetable marrow) is the source of this 1666-nucleotide messenger RNA. RefSeq lists its product as uncharacterized. NCBI's taxonomy places the organism in Eukaryota, Viridiplantae, Streptophyta, Magnoliopsida, Cucurbitales, Cucurbitaceae. Gene Ontology annotation, molecular function: hydrolase activity. The record is from RefSeq and is a predicted model, not a curated record.
AAAUGCUUUUUUAUUGUGCAUGAUUCCCUUAAGACAUCCAGGUGGGUAACCACAUAUGAACAUUGGUAGUAUAAAAUGUAAAUUUAGAUAUUUCUUCCAGCUAAAAUUAGAUAGAUUGGACACUCGAACAAAUUUCACUUUCGAACAGAAAUUCAUUAAAAAUGAUUGAUAAUAGAUAUUUCCUUGGACAAACUGAUGGGUUAUUCUUUGUUAUUUCUUGUAAUAUUCUUGAAGUUUGAUAUUGGAUUUGCUUUAUUUUCUGGCCGCAACCCAGUGCUCACAAGCAUAGAUUCUCUCUAUUUUGCAUAUCCAGAUCUCUCUCUCCUAGCUGGGAGCCUUGCGGAUUGAUCAAUGUGCUCUGCCUGCUGUGAUUCUUUGUGUUCAUAAAAAGAUUUCCUGCUUUUAUCCUCGUCUUUUACUUCUCCUUUUCACAGAUGCUUCGCCCUUUCUGAGUUUCUUGGCCAUUUGGUGCUAUGUGUAGCUGGUGUACACACCACACUACCAUAGUGAUUCAUAUUCUCCCACAUUUUAUUCCAUUAUCACAUCACCAAAUUUGGCUAUAAAUACACAUUUUUCAUUGUUGUUUUUCUACAUCACACCAUAUUACACUCCUGCCUCAUUGCAUAUACUCACAACUCCCUCUUAACAGCAGCUCUUUCAACUCUCAAUAUGAGCUACUCACAUUCAAAUAUCAGCUCUGGCAGUAGAUCAUCUGCAAGAAGGCCAUUAGAGUUUGGAAGGACACAUGUUGUGAGGCCCAAAGGAAAACACCAGGCCACUAUUGUUUGGCUGCAUGGCCUUGGUGAUAAUGGCUCUAGCUCUUCUCAGCUACUGGAAACUCUUCCUCUACCAAAUAUCAAAUGGAUUUGUCCAACUGCUCCGACUCGACCGGUAUCUCUACUCGGAGGCUUUCCUUGCACUGCAUGGUUUGAUGUGGGGGAGUUUUCAGAAGAAGGUCCAGAUGAUUGGGAAGGUCUUGACGCCUCCGCUGCCCAUAUUGCAAACUUGCUGUCUGCAGAGCCAUCUGAUGUCAAAGUUGGGAUUGGAGGCUUCAGUAUGGGAGCUGCAAUGGCACUUUACUCUGCAACUUGCUGUGCUCUUGGGAAAUACGGAAACGGAGCCCCGUACCCCAUCUACCUAAGGGCAAUCGUUGGACUUAGUGGCUGGCUUCCUGGAUCUAGGAGCUUAAGAAACAAAUUCGAGGCAUCACACGAGGCUACAAGGAGAGCAGCAUCAAUUCCUAUCUUACAGUUUCAUGGAACAGCUGACGAGGUAGUCCCUCACAAGUAUGGAGAAAAAUCAGCCCAAUCCUUAACCUCAGCUGGGUUUAGAACUCUUCUGUUCAAAAGCCAAGAAGGGCUCGGCCAUUACACGGUCCCAAAAGAGAUGAACGAAGUCUGCAGUUGGCUGAACUCAAGGCUGGGGCUUGAGGGUUACCGCUAAGACACAUUUCUUGAGCACUCCAUUUUCAACGGUAGUUGAGAAGAAAGAGGGUAGUAAAGUUUAUUAAGAGAUAAAAGAAAAAAGCUUAUGCUUUUGGUUUGAGUAGGCUUAUUAUGGUAGAAUGGGGCAUGGGGCUUUUGGUACAGAGAAAGAAACUUCCAUCAUUCCCUUUUUCUUUUUUUUAUCUUCUCUGUUCCCAAUAAAGUUUUGGAUUCCCAUGUAA